This is a messenger RNA of Danaus plexippus (monarch butterfly), 7152 nucleotides long. RefSeq names its product alsin (gene Als2). The record is from RefSeq and is a predicted model, not a curated record. NCBI's taxonomy places the organism in Eukaryota, Metazoa, Arthropoda, Insecta, Lepidoptera, Nymphalidae.
AUGUGUAAUGGAUUCGAGGAUGGUACACAUUCGAGGGUGAAUUUCGAUCAGCUGGGAUUUUCUCUGGUAAGGGAGUUCCACAUUCUCUAUAGUGGAGAUCGAGUGGAGGGUUCUCUCAGCGUUCUGCCUCCUAACGCUAAGCCUGGGUCGUUCGGCAAAUUAAGCGUAGCUGCGAAUCAGAAAUGGAAUGCUUUUUUCGUCAAUGCUAUCAGAGCAUGGGUGUGUCAGAAGCGAUUCUCACACCGAGCGGUAUCAUCUAGCAAACGGAUCCUCGAAUGUCCCGGACAACGUCAAAAUAUGGCAAAACGGAGGUGGUGUCGAGCAAUUCCUUACUGCAGCCUGUACUGUUGCCAAGAGUUCACCCAAAACUUUGCAGCUGUGAUAGCAAGAAAAAAUGUGAAACAAUCAGGUAAUUGUGACACUGACAGUGAAAAUGAUGAUGAAGAGGUUUUUGCUUCUAAUUGUUCACAAUGCCUAACAAUCAUUGGUCUUGCCUCCCCUGCUUCUGUACCAUCAUUGUCAGAGACAUGUCCACUCGGAGUUCACAUAAGCAAGUCCAGUGAAGAUUCAAGUAGCACAACUGCACCUCAAACAGACGUCCACAUAGAUGCAAGUUUUACAGAAGACUCCAGCCCAUCAUCAGAAGAGUCAAAAGUAGCAAAAUGUGAUGCUGCACAGUAUAUGAGUAACAAUUUAGAAGAUAAUGAAGUUCAGAGUACAGAAGAUGAUGUACAAACUGAAGAUCCUCACAAACCUCAUGCAAGUGAAGAAAAAAUCAAUAAUAUAUUCAUAAAUACAGAUGCUGCAAGACAAUUUUUAAGCAGGCAAUUGUCUUGGGUGUCGGCUGGUGAGGAUUACCUUGUUGAAUAUACAGAGAAGCCAACAAGAAUAAUUAAGGAAAAUGUGUCCAAUCUCACAAACUUUGUUUACGAAGGUGUUAAAACUGUUGGUGAUAAAGUAGCAACAUUAUCAAGACACGUUAGUGGAAGCAGUGAUAAUAACGACACAAUGGAACUUCCUAAUCCAAAUUUUAAUGAGGAGCUAAGUUCUCUUCUAUACAGUUGUAACUCUAACAAGUUUGAAGACCUUCAAUUUUCAACGAGCACAAUCAGUAGUGAAAAAGAAUUUGAAGCAACAAGAAAAACUGAAAAUAUCAAAAACAUGUCAAAAUUAGGUAAAAAUAUAUUGGCAACUGAAUUAUGGACUUGGGGUGACAUAACUCAUGGGCAAUUGGGUAUAGGUGAUACAAUGAAAAGGGUGAAACCCAUGAUCGUGAUGAGCCUAUCAGGUUUUGGCUUACAAAAGGUGUCCUGUGGUAAAUGGCAUUGUGCGGCGUUAACUUUAGACGGGCGGCUAUUUUUAUGGGGUUACAAUCACUUUCAACAAGUUAGUUUAGAAUCUAGGGAAGAUAAGAGUGGACCUAAGCAGUUUACCGAAAAUUCUGAUAGUGAUCGCGUAAGAGACAUGAUAGCCACCGAUCACCACACACUUGCCUACACACAUAAUGAAAAUGUUUAUUACUUAGGUAAACAUACAGAUGGCUUCACAGAAAAUGUUGUCAAUUUAAAUGAAAAAUGUGAAGUUGCGGAUGAAAAAUCUAAAGAGACUACAGUUAAAUUGAGUGAAACUAAAAGUCAUGUGAAUAAAACUGAAAACAUGUGUUAUCAUUGGAGAGUGUUAUCUUCUGGGAAUAUAAGUUAUUGUUCUAUAGAAGAAUCGUCUAUUUGUCCGGAGUUUCAAAAUUUGUCAAUUGCUCAAAGGUACUUAGAAGAGAUGUUAUUGAUAUAUCAUUCUUUGGUUAAGCCUUUCCUUAAGAAAAGCAAAUCUAUUACAUUACAUUCCAACGUGUACGAAACUGUUUGUGAUAUAUUCGGUGACAUAUUAUAUAUAACGGCACUGAAUGUGCUAUCAACAUGGCAAUAUGCUGAGAAGCACAUAAGUGAAUGUGAUAUUUCUUUAAUAAAAAAUCUAGAAGAGUUUAUUUUUUUAUAUAAAAAGUAUUAUUUAGCUGUAAGCAAUUUGAUUGUUAUUGGUGGUUUCGCUCACAUAAAUAAUAUUGUGGAUGUGCCGUCAAGUAUUUAUAAUUUAUUUAGUGACCAGCUACCAACGAAUAAACAAAAAUAUAAUAAGAAGACAUUAGAAGUAGUUGUAGCGUUAGCCUUUGUUCAGCCAUUAACGAGAUUAAGCUCUUACAAAUGUAUUGCUCAAUCUUUGAUACGCCAUAAAUUGAAGAGAAAAAAACAUGAUUCUAAAACGAGUAUUGAGGAAAAAAUCAAUAAAGUGAUAUCUUCCUUCGACGGUUUAAUAGAAGAACAAGAAAAGAAACGAAAAGAAGCAGAAGGUACAAAGCUGUUCUGGGAAACCCUUGGAAAAAGUUUAGAUCAAUAUAGAACACCCGAAAGACGUCUCAUAAGAGAUUCAAAAAGCCGGCCCCUUAAUCUUGUUAAUCCUGGCAGGUUCAGCAGCCAUUGGUUCAUUUUGUUCAAUGAUUUGUUCGUUCACGUAAACGGGAGUACAGCAAACAUCCAUCCAUUAGAAACGCUAUGGAUUGAAGCUGUGCCAAACACAGAUUCAUUGCAAAACGUCAUACAGUUAACAACCCCAGAGGAGGUUAUAUGCGUUUCGACGAUAUCUGAACAAGAAAAAACAGAAUGGAUACAUAGCCUGAAUGCAUCCAUUCGAACGGUCUUAAAUAAAGAAUCUGCUUUCAAACCUCCGUCGAUAAGAACAGCUAGUUAUACAUUUUCUUCUAAGAAUAUUUUUUAUAAAGACGCUAAAUAUCACGGGAGAUGGCUUGACGGGAAAAUACAUGGCAAUGGAAAAAUCGAAUGGCCAGAUGGAAAAUUUUACGUGGGUCAAGUACAGUUGAACGCUUUAUGUGGACAUGGGAAAAUGGAAAUUCCUGGAGUUGGUUUAUACGAAGGUCAGUGGAAAGAUAAUCUUCAAAAUGGUUACGGUGUCCUGAAGUACACUACAGGUGAUAUGUAUGAAGGAUAUUUCAAAGAUGGUCUUCCUCAAGGACAUGGUAUCAAAAAACAAGGUGAUUUCACGUCAUCGACCGCAACUAUUUAUACUGGAGAAUGGGUGAAUGGUGUCAGGCAGGGCUACGGAGUUAUGGACGAUAUUGGUAAAGGGGAAAAGUAUCUCGGCAACUGGAGUGACAACAAGAAACACGGAUGCGGUCUAAUUGUUACGUUGGACGGAAUUUAUUACGAGGGUCUCUUUACAGCGGACGUGUUGACGGGUCACGGUGUAAUGGUAUUCGAGGAUGGUACACAUUACGAGGGUGAAUUUCGAUCAGCUGGGAUUUUCUCUGGUAAGGGAGUUCUCACAUUCUCUAGUGGAGAUCGAGUGGAGGGUUCUCUCAGCGGUGCUUGGACUGAAGGCGUUAAAAUAUCCAACGCUGUAAUGCAUUUAAACGUCUCCAAUCCAGUUCUGCCUCCUAACGCUAAGCCUGGGUCGUUCGGCAAAUUAAGCGUAGCUGCGAAUCAGAAAUGGAAUGCUUUAUUUCGUCAAUGCUAUCAGAGCAUGGGUGUGUCAGAAGCGAUUCUCACACCGAGCGGUAAUCAUCUAGCAAACGGAUCCUCGAAUGUCCCAGACAACGUCAAAAUAUGGCAAAACGUAGCCGUCGCUAUAUCCAGUUCUCACAAACAUUCGAAACCGGGAAAAAAGACGAGCGGAUCUGAUGUCGAGAAAUCGGUGGACUGCCUGGAAGUUAUACCAGUUUUCGGCCAGAAGACACUAACGUUAACCGACUUCACAGAACUUAAGCAGUAUUUAUACAAUGCCUGCGAGUCCAAUCAUCAUCCGCUGGGUCAAUUAGUACUGAGUGUAACAAAUGCCUUCAAUACCACGUAUGGCGGUGUGAGAGUUCAUCCGCUCUUACUAAGUCAUGCUGUCAAAGAGCUUAAAAGCAUCACGUCAAGACUGUACCAAGUGGUGACACUCCUUUUCCCCGCUUUACCAUACGAAGGAACUGUUGUGGUGUUGCCAGACACCUCCGAUGGAAGCCAUCACGAAAACAGUAAUCCAAUUGAUGGGGAGGUGGUGUCGAGCAAUUCCUUACUGCAGCCUGUACUGUUGCCAAGAGUUCACCCUGCCCUGUUCGUGUUAUACGCGUUACAUAACAAAAGAGAGGACGAUUUAUAUUGGCGAAGACUGCUCAAGUGGAACAGGCAGCCGGACACCACGCUGAUGGCUUUCCUUGGGAUAGAUCAAAAGUUCUGGACCGUCCAUCGUAACUCGCCGUCGCCAAUGCUCUCGCCGUCAAAGGAAGAAGUAUUUCAAGAGGCUGUUGAAACUCUCCAGCAAUUGAAGACCACAUUUUCUCCGAUAGAGAAACUCCUCGUGAUCCGAAGCACUUUCCAAAAGAUGACAACAGCGGUGCAACACGAAUUAGGGCAACAUUAUCUGUGGAAUAUGGACGAACUGUUCCCUGUAUUUCACUUCGUCGUUGUGAGAGCUCGUAUUCUUCAGCUUGGUUCAGAGAUACACUUCGUGGAGGACUUCCUGGAGCCCGGGACUCAGUGCGGUGAACUAGGACUCAUGUUUACUACACUAAAGGCAUGCUACUUCCAAAUUCUACAAGAGAAAAUGUCGAUCAACACCUAACUACGAUCUCACAAUGAACUAAACGUUUAGGAUACAUUAUACAAAUGUAGAUAUCGCCGUGUUCGUGUUAUCAAUUUAAUAUAUAUUUUAAGGAACAAAUUUCUAUGUUGAUACGUAGUUACUGUUAUUAACUUUAAAUAGUAUAAGGAACAAUAAGCCAGAGCAAUAUGAUCAAGUGACAUUAGCGUUUAUAUUACUAUAUUACACAGUCGUUUUGGGAAGUUAGUUUUUGCUUUCUUUUAUCAAUAGAUUUUUAUAAAACUUUUUAGAUACAUUUUCAUUCCACUACAGAUGAGCCUACAAAGGCCCAUUGGUUACUGUAUGUGUGAGCGUCUGUAUUUUCUGGAAAAAUAUUACGGGUUUAUAUCGUCCAAUAAAUACGGAGAAGUAUGCUGAAAGCCAACUUUGUAUCGUGACACUAAUAUGGAGUGUAAACAGUUUUUCAUUUUUAAAUCUUCGCUUCAUGCUACAUCUAUCAUACCGCGUGAUAUUCCUAUUUCUAAUCGUGACGUCGUCGUCCGGAUCGAUGAGAACAUGUUAAAGAGUGCUUCUGCCAUCAAAACAUUAGAAUGAGUAGUGGAUCUUUCGAGGUACCGAAUUGAGGGUACUUUUAAAUGUUGCGAAAUUAUGGGCAGGUCAAAGUCUCUGUGGAGAUCAACGUUACGCAUAUUAUCGUGAUCUUGAAGCGGUUCUGGAGUGUCUCGACGAGUUUCGGAUUGCGAAGAGAUACAGCCAGAUAACGUAUGACAUUCUGGGUCUUAUGCUGGGUUUGUAUCACGUCAGCUCGUUUUUAAGUGACAUCUUACUCCGCUUGCAUAGAAGAGAAUAGACAAAACCGCGAAAAUAAAGUGUCGGUUUCUGAGUUUCUUUUUAGUGUUGCGAGGAUGACAUUUCCUUUUCUAGUGUCACACCUAGGUGAUUGGUUUCAUUAUGCUAAGGGAUAGGAGUACCCAAUAUUUAGAUCUCCCAGGGGACAUCCAUCAUCGACCUCGUUUAAAGAACACUGCCGUGCUCUUCUCAGGGUUUAGGUCAAUACUCCAUUUCCAAAAUGAGACGCUUAGGGCGGAGGCCGCGGCUUGGAGUCGGCCGUGCAUGGACAGCGGAUCCCAGUGGAUGUUAUAGAUUGCGAUGUCCGCGUUUAGUGCUAGCUUUGUGGGGCUGGGAAGCCAAGGGAUGUAGAUAAUGAUUAUGGAGUAUAGCGGGGGAGAGGCCGUACCCCUGAGGGACUCUGGUUCUUAUGGGUCGAGACGAGAAACCCCUCCAUUGUGUAGUGUAGGUAACAAUUCGACGUAUAGUCUCGUAUAGUACGAGUCUGACUCUUUGAUUUGGUACAACUCUUAUACAUAUCUAUGGUGCCAUAUCCUCUGGGCCCGUCGAAUGUAUCGCCAAUUCGAAAAAAAAGGCCCCGGUCCUAUUCCUAUACUUCGCAAACAGUGUGACGAUGCAAAGUUGUAGUAAGCAGUGUUUACAAUUUUGUCAUUAAUAUAUAAAACUGUAUUUUGUUUGACGUUACAAACUCGGUGUAAGGUUUCUGGACUAAUAUCAAGUUCCGAUAAGACUCAUCCUUGUGUCCAUUUAAAAAAUUACGACGAUGCGUUUACUACUACCUUGUAAUAUUUUUCUUAAAAACAAAUAAUCGUGUGGACAUUUUGAAAGGUCACGCAAAUAUUUAUAUUAGGUAACAGUAACAGAAAACGGAACUAAAAAAGCCGUAAAUGCUAUAAUAAAACAAUUUCGAUGGCCCUAUACUUUAAGUUUUUUUUCUUGUAAAGCUUUUAUCCAAUAGUAGUACGCAGCCAAGUCUCUUUUAUUUUUAACUUUCAUUCACAUUUUGCUCACCUACCCGUUAGUCGGUUACAUUUGGUACGAGCCGAACUCCUUGUAUUAUAUUAUUCUAAAUGCUUUAUAGAAUUCACCGUAUUAAAAAUUGUUAGUAUUUAUAUUAUUUAAGGUUUUGUUGUUCGAUGCAAAAUUGUGCCAAAGAGAAAGUUGUGUUAAUGAUUGUUCAGCGAGCGAAGCUUUUGUUUAUUCCCUAGUUAGCAAUUUUUAUUACAUAAAAAUAUAAUUUAUUUGCAUAGCUUUAAUUAUCAUUAAGUUUUAUAUCAUGCUUGCAUAUUAAUUAAAUAGUAUAAAAAAUAAUAUUAUAAUGUGCAUAAAUGUCGCUUUAAAUUCAUGAUAGUAUAAUAAUUUUAUUAUAUAACCUUAUAACACCACACUAGAAUAUUCAUAAAACCCAAAGUACAAGUACAAAUGUUUAAAACAAAAUAAAAAUUAUUGUUUAUAUAAACUAUUAUGUUAUUUUAUUUUUAUAUUGAACCAUAUGAAUAACUAUAUAAAUGUUAAGUACACAACAUAUCAUUAUCAGGGAGCGAAAAGUAUGGGGGUUCCAUGAAUUAUCAUAAAGCAUAGUGUAUUGUAAUCUGUAACAUGUAAAUUUAUUAUAUAUAUAUAUAUAUUAAAUUGGAAUAAAACAUUGAUUUAUAUAAAAGUUUUUUGUUUUUAAAUUAUCUAUCAAAAUAAAGGAAUAAAAAUGACACAGUU